AUGGAGGUCGAAUACGAGCAGCCUCCGGAGCACGCGGAGCAGCGGCACGAGGAGGAGUCGCACCACUCCGACGGCGAGGGUGCCGAGGGCGUUGAGCCCGCAGCCGGCGGCGAGGGUGAAGCGCCCAAGAAGAAGCGCGUGAUCAAGUCGCGCCAGUCUCUCGCCGAGAAGCAACCCGGAACGACCAUCUUCCCGAUGGCGCGCCUGAAGAAGAUUGUCAAGGCCGACAAGGACCUGGACAUGAUGACGACCGAGGCCGUGUUCCUCGUCGGCGUCGCGACAGAGUACUUCAUCAAGCACUUCAUGGAGGAGGGAUACACGAAGGCGCGUCUCGAGAAGCGGCGUAUAGUAAACUACCGCGACAUGGCCAACGUCGUUGCGCGCAGCGACGAGUUUGGCUUCCUCAGUGACGUCAUCCCUCAGCCGAUGAGCAUGUCCGAGGCGCUCGAGCUGAAGAAGAAGAAGAUGUCCGAGGCGCCCGGCUCCGGUGCCGAGUCGUCCGAGGAGGAGGAGGAAGACUCAGAGGAUGAGGACGGCGAGCCGAAGGAAAAAGGGCCAGUGAACAAGGGCCACGGUGAGCUUCCGCCCCUGACGUCGAGCACAAACCCGGCCUUUCCCAACGCGAUCAUGAAGAAGCCCUCGAACACGCAUGCCCGGCACGCGAUGCCGAAGCCGGGAGACGAGGAGAAGGAGAAGGACGCCGAGAAGGAGAAGGAAAAGGAGAGCCAGAGGGUGAAGCCGACCAGUCCCAAGGUGCCCCUCUCGGGGAAGAAUGCGCCGAGCACGCCGACGGGUCUCACGACGCGGAGCAGACGGAGCCUCGCUGCCGAAUCCGAGCCGGAGCCGAGGGAGGACGAGGAGGACGACGACGAGGUGGACGAGAAGAUGGCCGUGGACGAGUAG
This is a messenger RNA of Trichosporon asahii var. asahii CBS 2479, 903 nucleotides long. RefSeq lists its product as uncharacterized. Gene Ontology annotation, cellular component: nucleus; CHRAC. The coding region runs from base 1 to 903 and encodes 300 amino acids. Gene Ontology annotation, molecular function: protein heterodimerization activity. The transcript is spliced from 3 exons. Lineage: Eukaryota; Fungi; Basidiomycota; Tremellomycetes; Trichosporonales; Trichosporonaceae. The record is from RefSeq and is a predicted model, not a curated record.